Messenger RNA from Xyrauchen texanus (razorback sucker), 2379 nucleotides. RefSeq lists its product as uncharacterized. The transcript is spliced from 4 exons. The record is from RefSeq and is a predicted model, not a curated record. The coding region runs from base 237 to 662 and encodes 141 amino acids. NCBI's taxonomy places the organism in Eukaryota, Metazoa, Chordata, Actinopteri, Cypriniformes, Catostomidae.
CAGGGAGUGAGCUGCUUUAAAAACAUGUAAACCAAUGUGACAGUUGUAAAGCUCACAGAUUCGGGAUGAGUUUGGAAGUCCUUGGAUCAGAUGUGCAUCUGAGGAUAUUUACCACAUAUCAGUGAAAUACCAAAGCAAUCUUGACUCUUGAACUUCAGCCUCACUGAGCUUGAAAAGGGCUCAAACGUACACCUUCAGCUCAUUAUCGCCUAGGAAUAAACCCACGCAAAGACGGGAUGAACUCUGUGGUGAAGAAAUCCCUGGAUGCCCCGCUCAGACAGCUGACCGGCUGCGUGACGGGAGUUAAGGAUGGAUUUAGCAGGAAAAGCAAAACCGCGCGCAGGAAGAGCGCCCCCUGUUGCUACAGCCAGACAGCGCAUGACUCCUCCUGGAUUAGGGCUUACCAAGCAGAACUGCAAAAGGAAAGGAAAUUGAGGCAAGUAAAGUUUGCGCAGAAGAAUGCAGAAAAAGCCGCAAUGAGAGUAAACUACAGAAGUGCACACCGCUACACAAAGAAACCUGUUCAGAGGAAAAGCAAGACUGCCACCAAAAAUGAUGACUCGUUUUUUGGUGCCUUCCAAGGGCUGAGUCUGAGCAUGAGUGGAGCCCAGUCUUCCAUGCCUUCCAGUCUUCCAAGUGCAGACCAAUGUAAGGUCAUGUGACGACAAUGUGUUUCAAAUGACUGUAUCUCUAAUGCUGUAACAUCUGGGACUAUGUCCUCACUCAGUUUCUGACCACUGAUUUCUUUUGAGGUUUAGUAUUUUUAAUUCAUAAUUAAUAAAACCCAAAUGUCCAACCUUCCAACCCAAUUUCCUUGAAAAUGCUGCAUGAUUAUAAUAUUAUUGAAUAUCUUUUUUAAAAUGACAUGAGUUAAAAGUGUCAUUGAAGUGUGAAUUACUGCCUGCAUUCCAAGAAUAUUAAACAAUUGCAACAUGUAUUUGAUUUAGAAGCAUUUUUUCCAUGUUUGUUGACUUUAAUUUUGAAUGACAUGCUUUAAAAAGGAUGUACAGUAGUUUAGAAAAUGGAACUCUGUUUGUUUUUUGCAAAUACUUAAAAACAACAAUAGUACUUGAAGUGCUGGUAAACAAUUGAACCAGCUCCUUUCACAUCACAAUAAAGAUAAAUUGCAUUUUAUUAUUUUACACCAUUUUAACAUGUCAAUAUGUAGGACUUGUCAAUACUAUCAGUGUUUUCUGAAUGUCCUUUUCUCAUCCGCAAGCUUCACAGUAAUUAAUGUGCAUGUGUUUUUCAAAAUAAAUGGAAAAAUCUCUCUAUAGUCAUUUUUAGUCAAAACAUUAACCAUUGGGAUUGGCCAAGAACAUUAUUCAUAGUCAAGUCAGAUUUGAUUGUUGUUCAUCCAUGUGAACAUACAGGUAUGGAAAUGUCAUUCUUCCAAAUGACCCUGGUGCUCUAUUUGCUUAAGACAAUUUAAUUAGUUUGUGCAAACUGACAUCAGGACAUUUUCUCAGGAUAAUGUAUGCACAGGGAAUUGUGGGACUCAAUGCACACAUGACCGUGUACAUACAUCAUUUUGAGACUUAAUACAGCACAUGACAGUAUCACAGUAUAAAUAGAGCAUUAUGGGAAUUCUGAGAGCAUGAACAGAAUAUUCCAAACACAAAAUGCAUUUUAAGAAACCGUGCUAAGUCAUGCGGGUUUGGCAUGACUUGAGGGUGAGUAAAUUAUGGAAUUUAAAAUGUUUUUGUCAACUACUCCUUUAACCAAUUCAACUUGUAGGCUAUCUUUUUGAGAUUAAUUUAAGGAUAUGGUUUAUUAGCUAUUAUGAUUCCUAAGGACCUAAGUAUUAAAGGCCCUUGCCAUGAAUGACCACACAUGGCAAGUAGGGCAUGCCUUUAAUUAUUGUACCGUCCUUGCACUCAGCAAAAUAAAGUUUCUCACUUAUGCUCGGACGCAGGAACACGAUACAUGUAAUUUACAGAAUUGACGAUUGUCGAAACAAGACACCAUAUGUAGGAGACACUGAAUUUACUUGACCGUAGACUGAUGCCUUGAUGUGAGCAAUUAUAGGGCACCACACAGUUAGCCUAUUGUGCAACGCUGCAACACGUUAGCUUACCAUUUAAUGUAGUAUGGUAUUUUGUAAACAAGAAACUGCUAUUUUACCUCUGUGUUCUGACAUAUUUCCAAAUGAAAGAGGAAAUGAAACAAUAAAAAGUGUAGAACUGGACUUUAAUCAGUAAUUGAUUGGAAUGUGAAAAGUGACGCUGUACCAGAAUGGAUCCAGUUGGUUGGAGGGGAGGACUGAAUAAAUGAAGAUGAACUGGUGAUAUCAGCUGACAAGAAUCAUUUUAGAGGCAGAGCAACUUUAUGCAUUAUGAUGAAAGAUUGUGAAGACAAACAUGAAUUCUUGGGAAGAGC